GGCUUACAGCGAGAGCUAGAGAGGAAAGGUGAAAUAAUGGCAGCCACAAAAGUGGUUGUAUAUUCGUCUGAUAAAAACAUUAGGGAAAUCGAGGAAGAAACUCUGAGGAAAAGAGUCCUGGAGCCCAGACAAACACAGGAAAAUGAAAGCCUUACAUCUGGUAGUCUUCAGAACACUCAAAUAUCAGGUGUAAAAUGCAUUGGAAGUGAUAAAACAACUUUUGUUAAUCAGCAUUUUCUGGACGGAGCCAUAGAAAGAGAAGUUGUUUGUUCACCUAAUACUGAAGAUGAAAUUCUAGAAGCCAGUCAUGCUGAAGGCAAUGCAACUAAGCCAGGUAAUUCUGAACUAGAAACCGCAUCUGGGUUAGGAGAAGACUUAAUGAUGCUCUACAAGAAAUGUUGUUGUCCAGAUAUUAAUAUUUGGAUAGAAGGCAACCAGUUUCAAGCUCACAGGGCUAUUUUAUGUGCCAGAUCUAGUUACUUUGCUGCUAUGCUGAGUGGAAGUUGGGCUGAAAGCUCCCAAGAGCACAUCACUCUUCAAGGCAUAAACCCUGUAGAAAUGAAUGUCCUAUUGUAUUUUAUAUAUGGAGGAAUGCUGGACUUCCCAAACAAAGCUGAUGCUGGUCGAAUACUCAGUGUUGCUGAUAUGUAUGGGCUAGACGGACUGAAAGAAGUAGCUAUCUAUAUUCUCAAAAGAGACUACUGCAAUUUUUUUCAAAAGCCUAUUCCUGGAAGGCAGCAACAUGUGCUAGAAUGCCUGGCUAUUGCUCAUUCAAUGGAAGUUGAGAACCUUUAUGCUGCUUGCAUGAAAUGGAUAGUAAAACAUUUUGUGAAAUGUUGGUCAGAGAGGAGCUUUGCCAGUUUACCCACUGAGCUUCAGAACAACUGUCUUACUGUGAUGAUUCAGUCUUUGAACCACAAGAAUGCAGCUUCUCUUUUGAUGGAAAGCGACCGGCUGCUCGGUAGUCUUCCCCAAGUGAAAUGGUCUGAAACGGGUCUGGCCUUGGCAUCUAGGCUUCAAGAAGAAUGCAUAACAUUUAUUGUAACAAACUUCCCUCAUAUAAUAGAGAGUGAAAAUUUUCAUAUUUUCUUGCAGGCACAGGCAAUGAGCAGCAAACCUGAUCUUCUAGAACAAGUUUUAAAAGCAAUUGAGAAAAACAUUAGCAUUGAAAACAGUUGCUUUCUUCUUAUAGCUGUGGAUACUUUGUUGAGCUCCACAAAUGUGAAGGAAAUGGGUUUUACAUGCAAGAUCCAGGCUCUGCGUGAUAAGCUGUGGAUCUUCCUGGUUCAGUCUUUUUAUGCUGUUCGUCACACAGAAAGCUGGAAGCUGAUGAGACCAGAUCAUCAAGAGAAAAUACAAGCAGCUGCUUUUGACAAAGGGGAUGAUCGAAGACUUGGCAAAAAACCUGUAUUCACUAGUUCUCAGCUAAACAGACGCAUUACUGACUCUGAUAUAAGGCACACUUCCUGGAAAGUAAAAGGCAAGAGAGAUUAUUGCGGCAGUUCCUUCACUAAUCGGGAUAAAAUGAAAUCUGAUGGAUUAGGAGCAUCUGGACAUACAUCAAGUACCAACAGAAACACUGCUAAUAAGACUUCAAAACAUGAUGACUUAAAGGGAAAAGAUAGUAAGAAAACAGUUGCCAAGAUUACAAAAGAUUCAAAAACUGGGGAAAAAGUUGCUUCACCAAAGGCUAGAGCUGUCAUAAAGCCAAAAAUAGAAAGUAAUGGAAAUGCUAAGGCUGAAAGCUUGAUUACCAAACAAGAUUCAGAAAGGUCAUCAUCUGCAAGUGGGCAAAAAAAUUCUGGAAGUGGAAAAGGUGUAAAAAAUCAGGAAGGAAAAAAUUCAGGUGCCAGACCUAAAGUACUUACUGGAAGCCCAAGUGUGCAAAUCAAAACAAAGCCAUUGAAGAAAACCACAGGGAAAGAAUCACCCUCUCUAGUAACAGAGACAGGAACUUUCAGCAAGUCAACAAACUCAAGUACAGAUUUACAGAUUUCCAAUGAACAACUAGAUGAACCCAAAGAGGAUAAACCAGUAGAUGAAGGAAAAAUAUAUACUGCAAUGAAAACAAAGUCUGUUUUGAAGUUGACUAAUGGAGCUACCAACAAAAAAGCUAAUGAACUUGAGACGAACGUUACAACAAAUAGUGUGACCAAAAAAACCACUGGGAAAGGAUACAAUGAACAAAGUCCACAAACUGUUUUGAAGAAAAAGGGAAAUAUGAGUGGCAAUUCUACAGCUCAGCAGAAGACAAAGAAUGCACCAGCUAAUGUUGCUAAAAACCAAGGACCACAAGGAGAUUCACAAAAUUCGUUAAAAUCUGGAAUGGCUCCGAAACAAAAUGAAGGAAAAAACAUGAUGCAAAAUUUUUCUCAGACAGCACUUUCAGAAAAACAACCUUCAUCUAAGAAAAAGAGUAUUAAACAAUCACAAACAUCUGCAGUUAAAGCCACUGCAAAAAUAAUAACACCCAAAAAUCAAACUCAUUCAAAGAAAGAUGAGACUAUAAACAGUAAAGACCCAAAACAGAAAAUAGUUACUGGGCAGCCUAUAUCAAAAGCUCAAUCUUCAACACAAAGACAUUCAAGAAGUGAAUCUCCUGUUGUCCAGAAAAACGUGCAUAGUCCUGAACAGAAAAUUUCAGAACAGAAACUUGAACAACACACAUUUGCUGCUUUUGCAAUUCAGCCACAUGACAAUAACAAAUGCAGCCCUGCAAAACAAAGUAAGUGUGAAAAAUCUAUGAUAGAGUGUAGCAGAGGAGACCUACUCGUGGAAUCAUGGCAACCUGAUCCAAGAAAAUUAUUGGAUCCUCUUGAAAAUGGGGAAUACAAAGUAGAAACCAAACCUUUUUGUACUCUAGUUAGAGGACAAAAUGUUCCUAAGCUGAAUGUUUCAAUGCAAAACGACAUGGAAUCAAAACAGGUUUGUGAAGAUGAAAUUGAAAUUAAAUAUCCGGUAGAUAAAAACAAAGAUGAUGGUAAUACAACUGAAUUUAAUUGUUAUACAGAGCCUAGUAGAAAUGCAUACUCAGUCAUUUGCAAGAAUACUGGCCAAAAACUCCCUACUUCAGUUUCAGAAGAAAGAUUGAAAAAGUGCAAAACUGUUUGUGAUUCAGCUCAGAAAUACUUGGGAUAUUCAGGAAACAGCAAAGUAUGUUUAACACAAGCAAUAGAAGACUGUGUGGAACAAAAUGAUACAUUAAACACUGAAAUGGGCAUUAAUUAUGGAGAAGAUCACUUACCCAGCUUUUCUAAGGUAACAAAUGCCUCUAAUUCGGAACAAGAUGAAAGAAAAUCCUCUAAGACUCAUGUAAAGGGAUUUGCAAGUGCUGGUCAAUUGUCUGAUAAAUCAGCCUUGACUGAAUACAGGUCUGCUACAGUAGACUCAGAUGCUGCUUCAAAAUGUUUCACAGGACAGGUUACAGAAAAAUGUUCACCUAAAGAUAUGGAUACUACAGAAACACCAGAAAGCCAUGAAAAUUCAGAAACUCCCUUUGUGGAUCGUUGGAAUUUGAGUACAGAUGUGUUGGAUCCAAAAGAGAGUCCUGAAUCUGAUACCGGCAGUGCAACAACAUCUUCUGAUGAUAUCAAACCAAGAUCAGAAGACUAUGAUGCUGGAGGCUCUCAGGAUGAUGAAGGAUCAAAUGAGAGAGGGAUUUCUAAAUGUAGCACUAUGUUGUGCCAUGAUUUUCUUGGAAGAAGCAGCAGUGAUACAAGUACACCUGAAGAACUAAAAAUCUAUGACAGUAGUCUAAGAAUAGAAGUGAAAAUGAAAAAAGAGGGUUCGGAUCUUUUUCGUGUUAAUUCAACAAGUGAUGAUGAGAUACCAAGAAAAAGACCUGAAGUGUGGUCACGUCAAGGUGUAUUAAGGGCCAAUACUAGGGAAAAUGAAAACACUACUUUUGGCAGCGCACAAUUUACUCAGGAAGCAGACCAAGUUUCCUCUUCUGCAGAUGAAACGGAAGAUGAAAGAUCUGAAGCAGAAAAUGUAGUAGAAAGCUUUCCUCCAUCUGACCCUCCUAUUCAGCCAUUCCAAGGAAUUGUUAAUUUAGCUUUUGAAGAUGCAACAGAGAAUAUUGAAAGUCAAGAAUUUUCUACAACUAAAAAUUUUAAGCGAUCUCUUUUACUUUCAGUAGAUGAAUGUGAAGAGCUGGGAUCUGAUGAUGGAGAAGCUCAUGCUCCCCUUCAUCAUUCCAUAGAUUCCCCUACUCCUUCUGAUGUUUUUGAUAGUGUAUCUCAGGAGCAUCAAGAAAAGACAUAUUAUUCAAGGUAUUCAUUGGAAACUGAAGAUGGAUUCCUGGAGUGCAAACAACAAGAAAAGGAUAGAAGUGAGAGAUUAGAUAAAAGUGAGCACUUUUUUCUAGAUCCCCGUAGCCCAGAAAUCAAAGGAAAAGAUAAUCAGGGUGCUUCAGUGACAGAACAAAAUUGCCCAGAGAAAGUACUCUCAGUAGCAGAUAGUCAGUGUUCAAUAGAAGAGCAAAAGGUAAAUAGUAAGAAUGAAGAGAUUAACGAAAUUCAACAGUGCAAUAAACUUUCAGACAAUGACACAAAGUCUCAAGAAAGACCAUGUCAUUUGGACCUUCAUCAAAGAGAUACUAAUUGUGACAUGCAAAAGAAGAAUUCUGCAAAACCUGUAAAACCCUGUAAGAAUCAGUUACUGACUCUGGAAGGUCAAAUGAGAGAGUGUCAACGAGCACCUACUGAAUACACUAAUACUGAUUUACCUGCAGGAGACAUAGAUGAUUGUGACGUAUUGGCACAAACCUGCAUGUAUGAGCAUCGACCUUCAAAAACCCUUUCUCCAAUAUAUGAGAUGGAUGUUGGAGAAGCUAUUGAGCAGAGGAUGGAGUCAGAAAGGGACAUUCUAGAUGUGGAUUUUGAAGAUCAGCAAUUUGCAGAACAGGACUGGACUCUUCUCAGGCAAUUGUUAUCUGAGCAGGACUCAAACAUUGAUUUCAAAAACUCUAUUCCUGAAGACCUUAACUUAGCACAAUAUCUUAUCAAUCAGACACUACUUCUGGCAGGAGAUGGUUCAAAGCCUCAGGGUAAAUCACAUGUUGAUACUUUCAGUAGAUGGACUGAACUAAUGUCGCCACUGGAUGAUUCUUCAGCAAGUAUCACAGUGGCAAGCUUUUCCUCUGAAGAUUGUUCUUCUCCUCAAGGGGAAUGGACAAUCCUUGAACUGGAAACCCAUCAUUAAAGUGAUCAAAUGUUUGAAAAUGGACUCCAACCCCUACCCCAAAUCUAUUUUUUGAUGCAUUGUUUCCAUACAAUAAUGAAAUACUGCAUCAGUUAAGAACACCCAAUUCUUGAUACUGAGGCAAUCUUUCCAAUAUAUUGAGGUGCAUACUGUUAAUUUAUAACCUAGCUUUAAUCACAAAUAGAAUAAUUUUUCAAAGCUGAAAUAGAUGUUUUUCUAAAAUCAACUUUGAGCAUGUAUUUUCUAAAAUUGUUAGACAAAUUAGAUGACUUGCAAGAAAAAUAUUGGUUUAAACUCCAUCUUCUAUCCCCUUUCUGUCAUUUGUUAAUAUAUUCUUUAUUGAGCAUGGAUUUUAACAUGUGACUGCACAAUAAGUAGCGCCAUUUUUUUCCUUUUUGCUCUUCAUACAGUGACUUGGUGAUUUUUCAACAAUAAAAGAUUGAGAGUUGUGUUGAAAGGUGUUGUGUUCCAACAGUACUUUAAAUAUUAGAAAUUUAUAUUUGCAUUUACAGAAUGUAAAAAGUUUUGGACUCUAUUUACAUUAGCUGCUUAUUCAGUUUGUUUCCACCGGAUUGAUUUUGUAUAUUUUUGUUUGUUUUGAAAAUUUUCAAUAAUUGUUUUUAAAUUGUCAUUUAUUUAAAUACAAGACUGCAGAGGUACUGUAAGAAUGGUACAGUUCCUCUCUUAGGAACACACAUACAUUCCCUUACUUCAGUAAAUAAUGGCAUGGUGUAUGAAUCAGAAUGUUAAACCUGUUCUGAAAUACUGUGUCUAACAGCUCAAAAAGUAGAUUCAGUCUGAAGUUUUAGCAGUGGCACUCUUGCCUUCUUCACUUUAAAAGUCCAUGUUUGAAGUGGAAUUCUAGUUGUGCUACAACUCAAGAUACUUUUGUGCCACUCCCCUACUGUCUAAGUCAUAACUAGUUUAUUGGGGUUUUCAAAAUCCCAGUGUGUCUUCUAUCUUUGAGAGGGUGUUAGGGUUUUUGCUGUCUCUUUUUAAUCUCAUAAUGCCUCUAAAAACUUCCUUAUGGAGGCCCAGUGUCUCAUCCUCUUGAUUAAGGAGAACUGAGAAGGAAAUGCUUCUCACCAUGUCUGCUCUGCUCAUUCUGCUGCUAAAGAAGAUGGCAGUUAAAUGACAUGAGCAGGGUUUUUUGUUGUUGUUUUUGGGGAUGUGGGUUAAUAAGGGGGAUACUUUCCAGGUGAGGGAUAUUGGACCAUAUUCUUCAUGCCAUACUGAGGCAAAAUGCAGCAAUAAGGGAUGGUCUUAUGUAAACUAUACAAUAUUGCUUCUGCAGAUCCCCUCCUGUUAAUGACCAACAGGAGAUGUGCCUUCAAAUGGGAGUGCUACACUGCAGUAACAAAUUACUAAAAUGGUGAUAUUUUUAAAAAAGACUUUUUUACCAAAAGCCUAACUUGCACUGGUUACAGCCAAGGAUAAUACUGGCGGGUGUUUUGCAAACUUUUGCACAAUUCUGCCAAUGCACCUUAAUCCUGGUCUGCAGGUAUUCCUGUUAUCUUGAUCCUAUGCUAUUUAUAAGCAGAGACUGACAGGAGUCUUGAAUUGUGAAGUCGCUUUGAGAUGUGGCUAAGCAGUGACUGCUGAACUAACUUUCACUUUUGACCUAAUCAGCAUUUUGAUCUCAGAACUCAUGACUUGGAAAGGCUGCUAUACACUGACUUGAGUGUCUGUCAAUACAAUCAACAUUUUAUUGAAGCAGAAUUAUAAAUUGGUAGAGGAAGAAUUUUACCUUCUAAAUAGAGGUUAAAGGAAAGAUAUUAAUCUCCCCUUCAUGUCUGUGCCCAUGAUACUUAGAAGGGAGUUCAGUCUUGGCUGCAUGCCCAUCCCCAGCUUUCUUAUAGAGGAUUCUCCCCAAGGGUUCCUGUGAGGAGGUUAGGGGCAUCAGUUGGACUCCUGGAUAUCCUAUCCUAAACCCACAAAGGAAGCAGCAUAAAUUAAUACAGCCUGAGUUUGUGCAAGCUCAGCAUCUUACCCAUUGUAGUCUGUAUUUGCUACAUUAUCCACAUUUGGUGGAUAGGGGAGGGGAGAUUGCUGCAGCUAGGGGAACUCCCAAAAGCAAAUCUCCUCCAAGAUCAGGAGAGAGACUCCAUUUACGUGCUCCAGUUCUGAGAGGAGCACAGAUAUUGAAGAAUCUGUGGGAUAAGGGAAAACCACCAUUGUCUUCUAUAGAGGGAUUCAAAGAACUCAAAAUAGAGAGAACUCAAGUUUCUCACCCCAACAUGGUUAUUCCCGUGUAGGAGACAAUAAGGACCAUGGAAGGUAUAAAAUAAAAACAUGUAAUUAACUCUAAAUUGAUGAAGGCACAAGAGGGUAUUAAUUUUUACACAAAGUAAUAUGGGAGAAGAAAAGGUAAGAGAUCAGGAGAGUAGACAGAGAAUGAAAGAGAAGGAUCCUUCUGCGCUCUCUCCCCUUUCCUUUAUAUUUUCUUGUUUUCUUCAAGUGCAGCUCAUAUCUGAAAAGUGACUGAAAAAUGACAUGUUUCCCAGUUUGUGUGUCUGACUUACAGAUCAAAUAUGUUUAAGUUACAGUUAAAAUGAUGCGGAUUUUUUGUUUUGUUUUCUUCUGAAUACCAGCUCUCAUUUUCCAGGCUAGAAUUUGAAAGUCAACCUGUGUUAUUUUCUCAGGUCCUCAGUAAUAUAGCUACAACUUCUUCAAUGGAUUGGAACAGGUGUAACUAAGUAGAAUUUAGUAAAAAUUUUGUCGAUGCACAAGAAAUAAUAGAAUCCAGCUCUCUCUCAGCCAUGUUGGCUCUGCAAAGCCAAUAGGAGUAAAAAGUAGUAAUAUUAUUCAUUAUCUGUAUUGCCAAAGUGCCUAGGAGCCCUAGUGAAGGACCAGGACCCCGUUGCACUAGGUCUUUUACAAACACAGAACUAAAAGAUAGAUUGUAAGUUCUUUGGGGUACAGACUAAGUAAGACAAAAGACAACAGAUUAAUAUAGAUGGGAAUACAAGAAAAUGAUGAGAGCAGAUAAGAAACUUCUGUCUCUGUGACGGGAGGAGGGAGAGAAUUGGAGGAGGAGAAAAGGAAAGGGAAGGUAAACCAAGGGGAUGGGGAAAGUCACGUAUUUUGUCAACUUUUUCUUGGAAGAACUUACUCUAGCAUCUAACAAUUACAAUAAAGUCAGCAGAUAUGGCUGUGAUGCUCACAGGGAAUAGAUCUGUUGAGUAAAAAGGUCCUCCUUAUAAGUGCUUUGGAGGCAAUUGGUAAAGAAGCAAUACUGAUGCUGUCCAAGAAAUAUGUCCAUCUGCAAGAUGGCAGUUCUGGCUAGCAUGAAGCCUGGCUGUACAACUUGAAUAACUGGACUAUAUUUCUAUUUUUGAACUCUGCUUCAAAGUGGCACUGAAUUUUUGAAAUGCCAUAAUUCUGUUUUCCACUGCCUCUACCUGAAGAUUGAGUCCAGGAUCUGGCCCCUUAACCUUCCUGGAAGAAGUGUUAACUUCUUCCAGGAAAUACAAACAGUAAAUUAAAAAGCUGUUCUAGCUACAUAUUGCUGGCGGCAUAGACUAUUUUAAACCUUUGAUACCAUGUUAUUGCCAUCUGGAAAUUCAUUACCAACAUGCUUACUGCAUUUUGUCCCAAAAAAUCUAAACCCUCUGUUUGAAGGUGUUAAGACUUAUUACUGUGUCUUUCAGCAUCGCCUGCCAUGGAACAUAAACAAUUAAGAAGGCACAAUCUUGCUCCCAUUAAAGUCAAAGAUAAAACUCCUGUUGAUCUCAGUUGGAGUAGGUUCAGGGUCUAUGUGACUAAAGUGCAUGUAGUAUAAAUGCUAUUUUUUUUUCAGUACAUGUACUGUUUAGUUCUAUAUCUCUAGUCUACUAACUUCUAAUAUUUUAGAUGUAGGGAUGAUUUAUGGU
Trachemys scripta elegans is the source of this 9074-nucleotide messenger RNA. It is a transcript of the gene BTBD8, whose product is annotated as BTB domain containing 8. Gene Ontology annotation, molecular function: protein binding. Lineage: Eukaryota; Metazoa; Chordata; Testudines; Emydidae. The record is from RefSeq and is a predicted model, not a curated record.